Messenger RNA from Strigops habroptila (Kakapo), 6608 nucleotides. It is a transcript of the gene MTM1, whose product is annotated as myotubularin 1. NCBI's taxonomy places the organism in Eukaryota, Metazoa, Chordata, Aves, Psittaciformes, Psittacidae. Bases 1797 to 3608 code for a protein of 603 amino acids. The record is from RefSeq and is a predicted model, not a curated record. Gene Ontology annotation, molecular function: phosphatidylinositol-3,5-bisphosphate 3-phosphatase activity. The transcript has 15 exons. Gene Ontology annotation, biological process: dephosphorylation; mitochondrion distribution; muscle cell cellular homeostasis. Gene Ontology annotation, cellular component: plasma membrane.
UUGCUUUUGAAGUUGAACUCUUGAUUUUUACCUUUCCCGUAAAAAGAAAUUCUCUCCUGUUUGAUGAAGAUAUUCCGAGUGCUCAUGAUUUCCUUUCAGACUCUUAAGCCGCUGCAGUAUUCAUCUCUGGCUGGGUUAAAUUUUUGUUCUGAGGCAUGUGACUUCUUUCAGUGUUCACGGCUAAAAAGCUGAAACCUUCCAUUUCAGAGCAAACGUUUUUAGUUGAUUUAAAACAAGAGGUGACUCCUGAAGGUGCUAGAUGGUUUCUGCCUGCUGUCUUUGUGCUAUGGCAGUCAAAACCCAGAAUUCUUAACUUUGUGUGAUUGGUGGGUUUUAGGUGGGUUGGUUUGUUUUUUUGUUUUUAUUUUUCAGAUGCAUUAUGUGUAAUUAAGAGCAUAAGAAGUGUAUUAGCUGUCCUGUUUCCACAGAAACCCCUAUUUUUCUUGGUACUAUAGAAAGCAGCAUAGGCAAAUUCAGUUUUAAAGUUGUGUAGAUGUUGGGUGAUUUGCAGUUGGCCUGUAGGCUGACUUGUCACAGUAGGUACUGAUCAAAACUAUGUUUAGAAAGCCCCUUGGCUUUGCUGUUUUGGGGCAGUAUUGUGCUCAUUGCUUCCUAAUAGUCAUAUAUUUGUUUAUAAUCGAUUGAUUUUGAAGGGCAGAUAUCUCAUGGUAAAGGAUCAGCACUGUGCAAAACCAGAACCUCUUUCCUGUCAUAGUUUUCUUUUUAAGGUUAAUUUGUGGUUUAGGUGGUGAAAAAAGUUAUGCUGUACAGUUAUUAACAAAGCUGGUAAGUGCAAUGAGCCUUAACACACAACAUACAACCUUUGGGGCUGUAUGUAGCUUCAGUGUGUGGCAAACGUCACAAGAGAUGCGAUACAGAAGUGUGUUCAGUAAAAUGCAGGAUUUUCCCUUUUUGCACGUUUAUCAUCCUAUGCUUGGUUAGAAGGAAACUUUCAAAAGAUGCAGUUGCUGAAGAGAUGGGCCUGUAGCAUCGUUGAGGUUGAGCAAAGUCUAGUGUUAAUGUAUUCCUGAGCUGUAGAGUUACAGUGUUAACUAACAAUAGUUAAUUUGGAAUGCAAGACUAAUUUAAUGAGAAGUAACUGUAAAUCUUUAAUAUUGUAUGUGUUCUUUUAAAGGAGACAAUUUUUCUAAGAACUUGAGUUAGGUAAAAGUAAGUUUUGUUUUGUGGUCUAUUCCUUCUGACUUCGCCAAGUUACAUAGCAGCUUUCAUAUGAAAGUCAUUCCUGCAUGUAUUUUGGGAGAAGAAACAAAUAAAUGGCAGUAUUCUUUGGGAAGGGAUGAGAGAGGAAAUGCUUAACUGUGUGCAGAAAGGUGCCCAAAUAUGCAUGGGGAACAGAAGCAUGGUUAAAAAUCUGCAUACAAUUCACACAUUAGAAAUAUUUCAAAACCAUAUCUUAAAGGUUUAGAAGAGAAAUUUCGUUUCAAUUCUGACUACUUGAUGCCAAACCUCCUGACACAAGAUAAAACAUAAAAAGAACUAGUUCUGUUUCCUUUCCGCAGAAUGUUUUUAGUAGCAACUAUUCUGGGGUUUUGCUUCCAUUCCAAAAAGUAAUGUUGAUUGAAAUAUUCUGGUAGUGCUAACAGCAUCUUCCUACCUGUUCCAUUCCUGUCAGAGGCCAGCUACAGCACAAAAGUCAAAUGCUGUUUGAAAGUUGAAGAAAUGAACACACUGUUGUCCUCUCAUCUCAUGCUGAACUGGGUGUCUCUACUUUCUACAACUGAAAUGACUUAUUAAACCUAGAGGCUUCUGAGCAAGAGAAAACAGAAAUAUCCAUUAUGGCCUCGUCAUCAACACCUAAAUAUAAUUCAAACUCCUUGGAGAGUUCCUCAAGUAAAAGGACUCUAAAAGAUGGAACUAACUGGGAACAAAAUGAAGAAAUACCUCGUUUGCCAGGAGAGACUAGAGUUACAGACAAGGAAGUUAUUUAUAUGUGUCCAUUUAAUGGCCCUGUUAAAGGAAGAGUGUACAUCACAAAUUACAGGCUGUACCUAAGAAGUGUGGAAAAUGAUCCAGUUGUGGUGUUGAAUGUUCCAUUGGGUGUAAUUUCAAGGAUUGAAAAAAUGGGAGGGGCUUCCAGCAGAGGAGAGAACUCUUAUGGAUUAGAUAUAACCUGUAAAGACAUGAGAAAUUUACGGUUUGCAUUAAAACAAGAAGGGCACAGUAGAAGAGAUAUAUUUGAAGUCCUCACAAAAUAUGCUUUUCCCCAGUCACAUAACUUGCUUUUUUUUGCAUUUGUGAAUGAAGAAAAGUUUUCUGAAAAUGGAUGGAUGGUGUACAGACCAAUGUCUGAAUACAGGAGACAAGGACUGCCUAAUGAUCGGUGGCGAGUAAGUUUUAUUAAUGAACAUUACGGGCUGUGUGACACAUACCCAUCACUCUUGGUAGUGCCAUAUAACGCAACAGAUGAUGAUCUCAAGAAGGUUGCUGCCUUUAGGUCUCGAAAUAGAAUCCCGGUUCUGUCAUGGAUUCAUCCAGAGACUCAAGCUGUUAUUAUGCGCUGCAGUCAACCCCUUGUUGGAAUGAGUGGCAAGCGGAAUAAAGAUGAUGAAAGAUACCUUGAUAUCAUCAGGGAGGCCAAUGGGCAAAUCUCAAAACUGACUAUCUAUGAUGCUAGGCCCAAUGUCAAUGCCGUUGCGAACAAGGCAACUGGGGGAGGAUAUGAAAGUGAAGAUGCAUAUCCCAAUGCAGAACUUUUCUUCUUGGACAUUCAUAAUAUUCAUGUCAUGCGGGAAUCUUUGAAGAAGUUGAAGGACAUUGUUUAUCCUAAUGUGGAAGAAUCACACUGGUUGUCAAGUCUGGAAUCAACCCAUUGGUUAGAACAUAUAAAGCUUGUCUUGACAGGAGCUAUUCAAGUGGCAGACAAGGUAUCCUCAGGAAAGAGCUCUGUGUUGGUUCACUGCAGCGAUGGCUGGGACCGGACAGCCCAGCUAACAUCACUGGCCAUGCUGAUGCUCGACAGCUACUACAGAACAAUUGAAGGCUUUGAAGUUCUGGUGCAGAAAGAGUGGAUAAGCUUUGGACACAAAUUUGCAUCGAGAAUAGGCCACGGUGACAAAAAUCAUGCUGAUGCAGACAGAUCGCCCAUCUUUCUCCAGUUCAUUGAUUGUGUGUGGCAGGUGUCUAAACAGUUUCCUACAGCUUUUGAAUUCAAUGAGCAGUUCUUGAUUACAAUCCUGGAUCACUUGUACAGCUGCCGGUUUGGUACUUUCUUGUAUAACAGUGAGUCUUCUAGAGAAAAAGAGAAAGUGACUGAGAAGACCUUGUCAUUAUGGUCUUUGAUAAACAGUGAAAAAUCUAAGUACACCAAUCCUUUCUAUACUAAAGAGCUAAAUCGAGCGCUCUAUCCGGUAGCCAGUAUGCGUCACUUAGAGCUCUGGGUCAAUUACUACAUCAGGUGGAACCCAAGAAUUCGGCAACAACAGCCAAAUCCAGUGGAGCAGCGAUACAUGGAGCUUCUUGCGUUACGUGAUGAUUAUAUAAGGAGACUUGAAGAACUACAGAUCACAAAUAAUUCUAAGAUAUCCAGUUCAUCAGCCUCUACGUCAUCUCCCUCACAAAUGAUGUCCCAAGUACAAACACAUUUUUGAAGGAAAUGUUGGCUUCGUCCUGUGCUGUCACAGCAAGCGGUGCUUAACAUAGAUAUCUAGCAUAAAGAGGAAGAUUUUAAUGCCUUACAUUAGACUCUCCUAACACAAAAUAUUUUAGGCUGUCUUCAUUUGAGGACAACUUCAGAGCAAACAAAACCAACUUCAAUUACGUGCCUUUUAGAACCUGUGGACUGGGAACGUUAUUAAUCAGCUUCUAGUUAUGGAGGGCUUCAAGAGUUAUUUUGGAAAGUCUGGUAUAAUUGAAGUGAAUUUGAUUGUUUUCAUUAAGAAUGCUUUCAUUUAUUACACUGUAGGUCAUGUAAGGAAAUUCGUGCUUAAUCUUACAUGUCAUGAAUAAACGCGUUAAUGGCAAUAGGAAUAUCCACAUUAUGUGAAAUUAGGUAAUGUGUAUUCCUUUUAGGAAUACCUUUGUGGAGUUCAUGAGAGAAAAAUAAAUUCUAUUGUAAGAUUUCAGAGAGAAGUGUUGAAAUUUUCUGGUUACCUGAGAAUUGCAAUUUUUCCUUUUUUGAAAUAAACAAAAAUAUGGAAGGGAUUUCACUGAAAUACUUCUAAUUAAGAAGUUCGGAUAGUUCAAUAGAUAGUAAAAUAGAAGAAAAAAUCUAUUUUUUAUAAAAAUAAUCAAUUUACAAAUGACAGUUGUACUGGAUUCUGAGAAGUCCUGUUUUGGCUAACUAUUCAGCACUAAAGUGUAUUACAAAUUGUCACUGUUAGCAAUAUUGGCUCUUUGGAUUAAUACAGAGUAAAAUGGUUCUAAAGAAGGUUUAUAUCAUUAAAAACAGACCCACAGAGACCUUGCUUAAACAUCCAGCAAUAGCCAUAGUAUAAAUGCUUGUGUUUGUCUUCUAAAAGUAAAUGUGCCUGUUUAAAGGAGCUUUUAUACCAAAGUAGGCAAAAUUUUUCAGAUAUAAAUACUAUUGAAAACUUGUACAUUUAUAGCUUCCUGUUUAAUUUAACUUUUGUUCAACAAAUACAUUAAGUAUUUAAGGGACUUCAGUAUACAAGAUUUGCAUAUAUACAUUGAGCCUUCCAGUAAAUUCUAGUUUCAAGCCUUCAUUUCAGAGGCUUCUUGUAAACCUUUAAUUUCUUCCUUUCAGGUAGUUUUUUUUUUUUUAAGUAGUUUCAAACAUUUCUUAUAACAGCACAAAACUUGCUGCUUGAUAAUUAAUUAGUAUUUUGCAUAUUCUCAGAAGUUUAAUGAUAUUCAGGCAAUCCAGGAAAUACUGCAAUUCCCAAUUUGUAGGGGACUCUAAUAUUGUUCUUUUAAAGGAAAUAUUUUGAUGCUUGAGGCUUCUGUCAUUGUAAAUUAUUGUACAUGUGGUGAGUUUUGAUCUGCAAGAUAUAAUAGGAUUAUAUAUAUAAAUUAAGUUCUGUGUAAUUAUAUAUAGUUUAUUAGAAAUUCUGAAAGUUUAUAAAGUGUAAAUAUUUUGCAUAUGAAAACUAAAUUUAAAGCUAUAGUUCCAUAAAAUAAGUUGAAGUUUAGAGGACAUCUGAAUAUUUUUAGGACUGUAUUUUUUCAAAGGAAUAGAAGUAUACUGCCUCUUGAUUUAAUUCAGUAGAUACACUGAAUUGCACUAUUGUUUCAGGGAAGCUCAGAGCAUACACCGUGUAAGUUCUAAAUACACAUGAUUUAUGACUUAUUUUUGUCCUCUAAAUUUCAUUCUCACAUUAACAUUCUUCACUAUGUGUUUCCAAAAUAACAAUGUUGUCCCAAAAUCUUGACUUGUUAAGGUAAAUGAGGUGCAUUAUAUCAGAUAAAUGAAGAAGGAUACUCUAUCGUUCAUGAUAUAUUUACAUUUUGAAAGCUAUGCAUACUCUGGUAUAUUUGCCUUCUGCUUAGUUGUGGUUUAUAAAAAAGCUAUUUUUACUAGCAUAUUUAAAGUUUCUGUAUUUGAGUUGAAUGUAUUGGUGACAUCUCUGAGCAGUGUGGAGAAGUUCAGAAAAUCUAAUUGUUUUACUGUGUAAACACUACAUAUUAACCUACUGCAUUUGGGAGAGUUUAAUAUAAUGGAAAGGAUCUUUUUGCACUUAUUACAUAUAUACCAUUCUUCAUAUUACUGCUUCAGUCAAAUUUCAGUCUUUGAAGCUUUCUAACAGCUCUGUGCAGGCUUGGAUGUUUUGGUUCCCCCCCCCCCCCCCCCCCCCCAGUCAACACAUAAGAUACUUGUUUUAAUUCUACUUUUUACAUGGCAAUAGUAGGCAAGCGUUUUUAAUCCAGUACUUUUUGGAAAAUAGUAGUUUAAAGUUGUGAAUGUCGGCAUACAAACUGAUCAGUGUUAAUAGAAAGCUCUUCUUCUCCUCAUGAUCCGGGCAUGAUCCGGGCAGUCACUGUGCAUGGUGGGCACGGCCUGGUGCCUCCAUCCCUGUGUACAGCAGCUAGAGCAUCCAUCCCCUGCAGCGGACGGCAAGCCUGGGGCAGUGAAUGAGGGAGUUCCAGGCGCCAUGUGCCUUUCCUAGAGGGGUAAAAGAGUAGGGGUGUAAACAACAACAGCUCUAAGUGCUUCAUGUCCCAUAUGAAAUGUCCAUCUCGCAAUGCUGUUUUGGUUUUUCCCUUUCUGUUUUUGUACUUCCAUGCACCUGAGAAGAUAAACUUUAUAAAUAAGUAACUGAAGCCCAGCACAAAAGCUAGGUUAUGUGUUGGAUGCCUUCUUUAUUUGCCUUUGCCUUAUCCACCCCAGCGUUACUGUUAUGGGUAUCUCCUAGAACUAGUUUGUGUGCUACCUCCUUUUGAUGUAUCUUUUUAACGCUGCUUUGAGUUCAGUUGUUGCCUCGCAGUGAGCAUUUUGUCAUGCUUGAGGAAACCGUCUCUCAUACCUGACCAGUACUCUCCCUUGGGGACCGUGCCCCUGGUGACCGCAGGACUGCGCUGGAGCUGGGUGGGACUUGUGAAGCGACUUUGGGGCGUUGAGGGGGAGAGCUUAACAUCCGUCUGCCAUGUACGUGUGUGAGCGGAGGAGAAAUAAACACGGUGUCAGUUUCAAA